Molecule: messenger RNA, 1468 nt
Organism: Micropterus salmoides (largemouth bass)
Lineage: Eukaryota; Metazoa; Chordata; Actinopteri; Centrarchiformes; Centrarchidae
Gene: tmem129
Product: transmembrane protein 129, E3 ubiquitin protein ligase
Exons: 7
Coding region: 141-1259 (372 amino acids)
Biological process (GO): protein ubiquitination
Cellular component (GO): membrane; endoplasmic reticulum
Molecular function (GO): ubiquitin protein ligase activity
Source: RefSeq, a predicted model, not a curated record
GGGCCCUAAAAAUGAACGGAUUAUAAGACCUUCCUCCACUCUGCUUUCAGUGCAGCAGAUGGCAGCACGCACCUUAGUAGAAGAAGAAACUUAUGAGGAAGUAGGGAAGACGGUCCCACGGUAGUGACGUCAGUGAACCUAUGUCAAAUAUGGAGAGCCCGGAGUUAACUUUUACUUUGGCUUACAUGGUGUUUUGCCUCUGUUUUGUGUUUACGCCCAACGAGUUCCGUUCGGCCGGUUUAACAAUCCAGAAUCUGUUCUCAUCCUGGCUGGGAAGUGAGUUUGUGGGCUUCACCCAGUACCACGUCAGGAGGACCAGCAUUACCGUCCUGGUCCACUCCGCACUGCCUUUAGGUUACUACAUGGGGAUGUGUAUCGCUGCUCCAGAAAAAAACCUGGGAUACAUUCACCAGGUGAGUGACAGCUGGAGAGUAUUUCUCCUCCUGUCGCUCUGCCUCCAGUUGGCCAGCUGGACACUCGUCAUCUACUGGUCCCGCUUCCGCUGGCAUAACCAUCCAAUCAGCCGAACCCUGCAGGCGCACGCACAGCCUCCUCACUCCAACUGGGGCUCUUUGGCAACUAGCAUCAACAAUGAGUUCAGACGCAUAGAUAAGUUUGCUACAGGGGCCCCUGGAGCCAGAGUUAUUGUGACAGACACCUGGGUGUUAAAGGUGACAACCUAUCACGUCUACAUGGCCUUACAGAGUGAAUGUCAUGUGACAGUGACAGAGUCUAGACAGCACCAGCUGAGUCCAGACUCUGCCUCCCCCACACAAAUCUUGACCCUGAGAGUGGACAGCGUCAACCCUGCUGUCAGACACUUUGAUAUCAGGCUCAACUCUACGGAGUAUGCAGAGUUCAGGGGGAAGCUACACGCUCCCAUCAGAAACUCUGCCAAUGUAGUGAUCCAGCAAACGAUCAGUGAACUCUUCCUGGAAACAUUCAGAGCUCAGGUGGACCUCAAUCAGCGGUACACACUCCCCAAUGGACAGGAGAUAGAGCCUUGCAUCGGCUGUAUGCAGGUUCCAGCAAGCAUCAAGCUGGUUAGACUCUGCCAUGUAGAAGUGCUGUGUGUUGUAGGAGCUGAUAAUGAGUGCCAGCAGUGUUUCUGCAGACCCAUGUGGUGUCUGUCCUGUCUGGGUCGAUGGUUCGCCAGCCGCCAAGACCAGCAAAGACCUGAGACCUGGUUGUCCAGCAGAGUACCUUGCCCCACCUGUAGAGCCAAAUUCUGUAUACUGGACAUCUGUGUGGUCCGCUGACAUGACCGACAUACAGACCCAACUGACUUUUUCUUUUGGAAAUAAUGUGGACGUUUGUUUUUAAGCAAGAUUCAGCAACAAACCUCUGGAGGAGAAGGAGUGGACAGUACAUUGGUCUAAGUUAUGCACCUGCCCAUUCUGUGCUUUCAGCAGGGUGUUACAAUUUAGGGGAAUUUGAUUAAACACUCUGAAAAACAUUGGCUUUUACC